GAAUAAUUAAUGAGUUUUCAAGAGAUCUCAUAACAAAUUGAAGACAUGACGAAUUUCCUUGUAUAUUAUCAUCUUUACUUUAUAGCUAGAAUAGACUGAUGAUAGUUUAAUCAAUGCUUCACCUACUAAUAGGGAACAAAUUAAUCUUAUUAUUCAUGAUUACAAAGUUAAAUAGAGAAUAAGUGCUAUGUUAAAAUAAAAAGUAAAUUUAAAUAAUCCUAAACAUAGAGCAGACUAUAUCCACAUUAAUAUUUAACUGUAGAAUUAUCAAGCGAAGACAAUUAUGAAAUUGAACUCGAUUAAGAUGAUAUUAAAUAAGUAACGAGAAUUUUAUGUUCAAAACUAAGGUUUGUGAAAAUUUUGGAGAAGUUAAAUAAGUCUAUACAAAAGUAAAUGGUGCUAUCAUUAUUAAAUUCAAUUCAGUUUUUGAUGCUUUCAUUGUUUAUAAACUUUUAAAUAAACAUUAAAUCAAAGAAUUAGAUGUCACUAUAAAAAUAGAAUUCACUAGUCAAUAAGAUCUUUUAGAGAUAAUGGAAUUUUAAGAUUCAAAUCAACAAAAAUUUACUUGUAGAUAUGAUGUUUAAAUUGAUAAUGAUAAAGAUUUUCAAGUAGCUCGUAAAAUUAUUGGUAUUUAAAUGAAAUAUACUUCUUAGGAGCGAAAGGAUGUAACAUGAAAAAAAUAAUAGAUUAAUGUCUAUUUGAUUGUGAUACAAAAGAAUAAGAUUUAGUAAAAUUAAGAUUAAGAGGAAGAGGGUCCGGUUAUAAAGAAGGACCUGAAAAAAGGGAAUCUUAAGAACCUUUACAUUUAUGUGUAUCUUCAAAACAUAAUCAUCUCUUUCUUAGAGUAAUAAUAAUAUUUACAAAAAAGGCUUGUCAAUUAGUUGAAUAAUUAUUGAUAAAAAUUUAUGAUGAAUAUAGAUUGUAUGGAUUAAGUAAAGGAAAGAAAUUAAUAAAUUAUAAUAUAAAGAAGGUACAAUAACCUUAAAAGUCGGUAAUAAAACCAAAUUUUAUGCCAGAAUUACCAAAUUUUAAUUUUUCAAAUGUAUUUAUUAUAUUUUUUAAUAAUAGAAUCAAUUCAUUGAUUUUAAUAAUGAAAACAUGAUGGGUUAUUCAAAUUUAGUUAAUUAAUUAAUGUGA
Messenger RNA from Paramecium sonneborni, 1137 nucleotides. The record is from the annotation of a GenBank genome assembly. NCBI's taxonomy places the organism in Eukaryota, Ciliophora, Oligohymenophorea, Peniculida, Parameciidae.